UCAUCUCAUAUAUCAACAUGGCACAUCUAAUCAACGUCUCGCUUGCCCUUGCUAUAUCCUUCGCGGUUCUACAAUUAACACAUGCCCAUGAUGCUGGCAACUCACAGGAAGACUACGUUCAGGUACAUAAUUGUAUCAGGAAAGUGUUGAACUUGCCUCCUUUAAAAUACGACCCAGAAUUGGAGAAAUCUGCCCAAUCAUGGGCCGAUCAAAGAAAGGAUUGUGCAAUGAUCCACUCUGAUAGGUGCGGAGAGAAUAUGGCAUCUGGACCAUGCAUGAAUAUUACAUAUGCCGUGCAAUUGUGGCUUGAUGAGAGGAGGGACUACGACUACAAUGAAAACAAGUGCAUUAAGAUGUGUGGCCAUUAUACUCAAGUCGUCUGGAGAAACACUGAACGUGUUGGAUGUGCUAGGAGUCAAUGUGCAGAUGGUAAUUGUUGGGUGGUUGUUUGCAACUAUGACCCUCCUGGCAAUGUUGUCGGCCAAAAGCCUUAUUAGUUCUCGUUUAGUUUCCUACGUUGUUUAUUCUGCAACAGAAUAAUUUGGUCACGUCAACUUUACUAUUUGUUGUCUAUUAGGUUUUCUAUUAAUCAGGGUCAAACGUUAAGGUAGUUGGCGUGAUGGAUGCUUCUCAGAUUCGAAGUAUCCAACUAAUAAAUGAUUUAUCGAGACAUGUAAAUUUUACA
Erigeron canadensis is the source of this 685-nucleotide messenger RNA. RefSeq names its product pathogenesis-related leaf protein 4-like. NCBI's taxonomy places the organism in Eukaryota, Viridiplantae, Streptophyta, Magnoliopsida, Asterales, Asteraceae. The transcript has a single exon. The coding region runs from base 18 to 497 and encodes 159 amino acids. Gene Ontology annotation, cellular component: extracellular region. The record is from RefSeq and is a predicted model, not a curated record.